Ficedula albicollis (Collared flycatcher) is the source of this 2143-nucleotide messenger RNA. RefSeq names its product farnesyl-diphosphate farnesyltransferase 1 (gene FDFT1). The transcript is spliced from 8 exons. Lineage: Eukaryota; Metazoa; Chordata; Aves; Passeriformes; Muscicapidae. The record is from RefSeq and is a predicted model, not a curated record. Gene Ontology annotation, biological process: cholesterol biosynthetic process; farnesyl diphosphate metabolic process. Gene Ontology annotation, cellular component: endoplasmic reticulum membrane. Bases 1 to 1257 code for a protein of 418 amino acids. Gene Ontology annotation, molecular function: squalene synthase [NAD(P)H] activity.
AUGGAGCUGCUGCGGAAAUGGCUGGGCCACCCCGAGGACAUCUACAACCUGCUGCGCUUCAAGAUGGGCGGCUACCGCGCCGUCAUGCCGCGCAUGGACACGGACUCGCUGGGAUGUGGCCUCCGCACCUGCUACCGCUACCUCAACCAGACCAGCCGCAGCUUCGCCGCCGUCAUCCAGGCUCUGGACGGAGAGCUGCGACAUGCAGUCUGUAUAUUCUACCUGGUUCUCCGUGCCCUGGACACUGUAGAGGAUGACAUGAGCAUCCCCUUGGAUGUCAAGGUGCCGAUGCUGCACGAGUUCCACUCCCAUCUCUACCAGCCAGACUGGAAGUACACAGAGAGCAAGGAGAAGGACAGGCAGGUGCUGGAAGACUUCCCAACGAUCUCCAUGGAGUUCAGAAAUUUGUCCAAGGUGUACCAGGACGUGAUUUCAGAUAUUUGCCACAAGAUGGGCGUUGGGAUGGCAGAGUUCUUGGAAAAAAAGGUGGAUUCUCAGAAUGAGUGGGAUAAGUACUGUCACUAUGUUGCUGGGCUGGUGGGGAUUGGCCUCUCCCGUCUCUUCUCUGCAUCAGAGCUGGAAGAUUCCAUCGUGGGGCAGGACACAGACCUGGCAAACUCCAUGGGCCUCUUCCUACAGAAAACCAACAUCAUCCGUGACUAUCUGGAGGACCAGCUGGAGGGAAGGGAGUUCUGGCCCCGAGAGGUUUGGAGCAGAUAUGCCAAGAAGCUCUCGGACCUUGCCAAGCCAGAGAACAUCGACGUGGCCGUGCAGUGCCUCAACGAGCUCAUCACCAACGCCCUCCACCACGUCCCUGACGUCCUCACCUACCUGUCCCGCCUCAAAAACCAAAGUGUCUUCAACUUCUGUGCCAUCCCCCAGGUGAUGGCCAUAGCCACGCUGGCUGCCUGCUACAACAACCAGCAGGUGUUCAGGGGGGUGGUGAAGAUCCGCAAGGGCCAGGCUGUCACCCUCAUGAUGGAUGCCACCAACAUACAAGCUGUCAAAGCCAUCAUGUACCAGUAUGUGGAAGAGAUCUACCAGAAGAUCCCGAGCACGGACCCGUCGUGCCGCAGGACGCAGCAGGUGGUGGCCGCCGUCCGCGCCCGCAGCCUGCCCGCCGGCCCCAUGGCCUCCCGCCACCACUACUCGCCCAUCUACCUGUCCUGCGCCAUGCUGCUGGCUGCCCUCAGCUGGCAGUACCUCAGCACCCUGGCCAGGGCCACCCAGGACUACCUGCAGGCAGGGGACAACUGAGGGACAGGGCAGGUGGCCGGGUGGGCAGAGGGGGGGGCAGGAGGCUCCUGGUGCCCCCCCUGCCCUGGGGGUGGCCCAGGAUGGUGACAAGGAUGGGGCACUGGGCAGCUGCAGCCUCGGUGUGACAGUGUGGCACUGCUGGGCUCCGUCCUCACCACCCUUGCUGGCUGCUUGGAUGGCUGCAAUUGCUGAGUGGAGCCUUAGUGUUUGGGGUUGAGUGGUUUUUUUUUUUUCCUCCCUUCUUACCUGGUUACCCGAACAUCUUUUUUUGUUGUUGUUUUUGUUGUUGUUGGUUUUUUUUUUCCCUGUUAGGAUGGUUUGAAAUAGAAACUGACGUCGUUUCUUUUCUUCCUUGAGAUUUGAGGCACCUUUCCAGCUCAGAGCUGAGCAAAACCUGGAGGGUUUUGCCUCCCCUUCUCCCUCACCUCGGGUGCCUGCCCUGUGCUGGAAGGAUGCUGCUUCAGCUUGGAGAGGAACGUGUUUCCUUCUCCAGGGAAAAAAUCUCUGGCCACUUUCUGGCCCUCAGUGAUUGACAUCCUGCAGCCUGGAAAGAGGCAGAGGCCGUAAUCACAUUUCUGUUGUGCUGAAGGAUGCUGAAAGGAGCCCUUUUAAUGUUACAUAUAUGUCAGGUGGGGUACUCUGCCCGCCUGAACGUGCCCCCAGCUGAAAGGCAGCUGUGCAGCUCCCUGCCCUGGGGCAGAUGGCCCCUGCAGGGACACAGCUCUUGUUCCAGCAGGUGGCUAAAAUGAGAAGGGAGCUGCCAGCACAGCCCUGAGCUCAUAACCCCAGGCCUGACUCCACUGCGGGCUCUGGGCUCUGCACUGACUCAGCCCCAGGGGAUGGGCUGGUCGUGGCAGAGCAAGGCAGGGGAGAGAGAGAGUUUGCA